Molecule: messenger RNA, 3401 nt
Organism: Silurus meridionalis
Lineage: Eukaryota; Metazoa; Chordata; Actinopteri; Siluriformes; Siluridae
Gene: mamdc2a
Product: MAM domain containing 2a
Exons: 14
Coding region: 533-2590 (685 amino acids)
Biological process (GO): nervous system development
Cellular component (GO): membrane
Source: RefSeq, a predicted model, not a curated record
GUGAAAAUAAAGUUCAGGUAAAAUGUUUGGAUGAGGUAAAUAAAUAAGGUAAAUAAAUAAGGUAAAACAAAUAUAAAGUCAAAAGUUGAGUUAAAAAACAACAACCACAAAAUAAAUAAUUUAAUAAAACUUGGUCGCGUGCAUGGGGCGUGGCAGGUGAAUGGCGUCAUCAGUGUCUGGGUAAAAGAAAACCUGUACAUUCGCCCUGAAAUGACCACCCAGUCAAAUGCCCACAUACUGUAGGCACAUAGGGGUGAAUGCAGCUCUACUGAGACUCGAUCCUGAUAGAUUUCAUGUCCAUCACUGAGCUGAGCGAAUCACAGACAGAUGGCCCUCCUCCUCUUUCCAGCUGCAGACAGACAGCAUGCCCACGACGCGCUCUCCUCCAUCCAAAGCAUGCACACUGCUGCUAUAGCCGUCACGCUGCAGGACACAAGCGGUGCUCCAGAGUGCACUGAACAUCCCAGCGCAACAUUACUCCCUCCGUCCGAUCUGCCCGGUCAUAACCGAUACAUAUAGCCGGAAUAACCGGAUGUUUGCAAUGCGCCUUCUUCAUCUUUCAGCUCUUCUGGUGAUGGUGCAGGCUGCAAGAACCUACCGGCAUUUGCUGCCUGGAUCCUGCAGCUUUGAGAGUGACACUUGUGGCUACACUUCGGAUCCGAUGCAUGGUACCUGGAUUGUAAAUGAAGAAGGUCGCUUCAUAAAUGCAGAGUCCUCACUGAUGACUGGGACUGACAGAGCUAUUUUGAUGAGCCCUGAACUUGAAAUAUUUGAAUGGAGCUGUUUACGUCUAGUGUACCAGAUCGCCGGCACAGGCUCACUUCAGGUUCACUUGCGUCCUGAUGGCGAAAACUUUGACCACCUGCUAUGGACGAUGAGCAAACCCUCGGACAGUUGGUUAAUAGCCAGUGUGGAUCUCCGCAAUCUUUCCAGAGCCUACCAGAUUGUAAUGGAUGCCAGGCCCAACAAAGGGUCAGGAAACAGCAUUGCUAUCUUUGAAAUUCAUAUCAUACCUGGUUACUGUAUAGAUUGUAACUUUGAGGAAGAACAUUUAUGUGGCUAUCAAAACCAGUGGAACCCCAAUGUAAACUGGUUAUUGGGAGGAAGCCUCACUCGAGACUUUCAAUCCAAAUCUCCAAUCGACAACACCAUGACCAAAGACAGAGGUCGCUACAUGUAUGUCAGCUCACUUUAUACCAAAAGAUUCCAAGAGGUGGCAAAACUUGUGUCACCAAUGAUCACUAUUCCCAUGUCCGGCUGUUUGUCCUUCUACUACAAGAGGAACCAAUCUAUGGGAAACAUCUUCUCAGUUUUCACCAGAGACCAGCUGGGCCACUACGAAGAGAUCUGGAGGCCAGAUGUGUAUGCCACGUCCAACUGGAGACAAGUGCAGGUGGACAUAAAAGUACACCAUCCUUCAGAGGUGGUGUAUGAGGUAGCGUUCAACAGUCCUAGCGGUGGCAGUGUAGCUGUGGAUGACAUCUCCUUUACCCCUGAGUUCUGCCACAGCACAACACAGCCCACCUUUGACCCCUCUGUGGCUAACUGUGAUUUUGAGAAGAAUCUGUGUCAGUACUAUCAGGAGCAAUUUGGAGGCACUGUUUGGAACAGAGUGUCUGUAAAACCAAAUGUCUACAGGACCGGAGACCACACGAAUGGCGAGGGCUGGUUCCUCCUGGCCAACACUCGUUUCAGAUCCCGCAUGGGUUACAUGAGCCGCCUGCAUGGGCCCUUCCUGCCAGGGAAUCACAAAUAUUGUCUCCGGUUCUAUUAUGCACUUCACGGCUUACGAAGAGUCGACAACAGCCUGGCUCUGUAUGUUUAUGAUGAGCAGGAUGUAGCCCAGGCUAAGAUCUGGACAGUGUCUGAGAGCUCCAGAGACGUGUGGACGGAGGUGGACGUUACAUAUCAGAGGCCAAUGCCAACUAAGAUCGUGUUCGUCAGUAUCUGCCGAAACUUCUGGGACUGUGGGCUUGUAGCUCUGGAUGACAUCAAGGUCACUCUUGGGGACUGUAGCCUCACAGCAGGUCCCUCGAGGCCGCCAGCAGGACACUGUUACUUUGAGACAGGAGACUGUGGAUAUACUCAGGAAAAAAAAAGUAAGAAAGAACACUGGUUACGGAAUAGGGGACCAACACCUACAUCCUACACAGGGCCCAAAGGGGACCAUACCUUAGGGGUAGGUUACUACAUGUAUAUUGAGGCAUCCCAUAUGUUGCCUGGACACUCAGCACGGUUGGUGACGCUGGAGCUUCGGGGUUCGUUCAGGACACAGUGUGUAACCUUCUAUUAUCACAUGUAUGGUACGGGUAUGGGUGUUCUCAACGUCCUGCUGCGACAGAAGGAUAAAGUCAAAGAGACACUGCUCUGGAGCCGACAAGGAGAGCAGAGUAUCUCCUGGAUGAAGGCUACUGUGGAUUAUGACUGCUUUACCAAACACAAUAUUAUAUUUGAAGCCAUCAGAGGCCCUUCACUAAGAAGUGACAUUGCUAUCGAUGAUAUUGUUUUCCAAACAGGACCAUGCGAAGAUCUCGGAGACAGCUUUUCCUACUCAGGCUUUUCUGAGGACUUCAAUGAGAUUGAGUACUGAGCAAGGCACUGGAAGAGUUUGCGUCUAGUUGUGUGUUGCUUUGCACGACCAAACUGAGAGACACAUAUCUUUGGUCUUCUUAGUGGAACAUGUUAAUUUACAUGAUGGUCUUUUUAUUUUAUUUUAUUUUUAUUUUUAUUUUUACAGAUUUUACAAGGACAGCUCGGGAACUGUUCUUUUAUACAACUAGCUUAUGCUUUUUGUAUUAUAAAGGAGCAGUAUGUAACUUUUCUAGGCUUCUGCUUGCCUGCAAGGAAGAUUGCAUCUGAAAUUAAAAACACUGACAAACCCUUAUCCUUGCUGUUUAAACUAUAUAUGCCUUAUUAGCUGCAUUUUAAGGCUAAAGGAAAGGAGCUAUUUCAGAAACGUAUUUCUUGGCAUUAGUGUGGAUAGGUUUUUAGAAGGAGAUCAUUAUUAGAUAUAGAAACACUUUCAUAUAUCACAGACUGCACCUUUGAUAGGUUUUCUUUAUUGACAUCACCCAGCAUUUUACCUUUAUUAUUAUUAUUAUUAUUAUUAUGUUUUACUGGUGUUGCUGAAAUGAAAGUUUAAUUAUGUUUGAAUAUUAUAAACACUCAAAGAGCAAUAGUACUAAAUAUUUUUUUGAUGCUGUGUAUUUAUGGCGAAAAAAAUAUAUUCUAAUGUAUUGUAUUGCUUGUAUGGUCACUGAUGUUUUGUCAUACCCUGUCAGGUUUUUUUUAUUUUAUUUUUAUCAGAAAAUCAAACAUCAAAAAUUUGUACCAUUUCGAUAAUAUAUAAGUAUGUUUUUAUGGUAUUAUAUUAAAUAAAUAAACACUGUUUGAUAUGAAAA